AUGUUUCCGAGUGAAGCGAAUAGGUUUGAAGAGGAAUUCCGAGGUUACAUAUUUGACGGGCAAUUAUUCUGUCAUAUCGAGGAGCGCAAAUUCUGGAAACCUUUCAGUUCAAAUGAGGGCAUUGAGAGGAAUGAUAUGAUUGUCGAGGGGUCGACUUUAAGCGAUGAAAUGCGUUGGAAUACCGAAGAGGAAAGGAUAAUUGAUGCAAAUAUGGUGCUCUAA
Glarea lozoyensis ATCC 20868 is the source of this 222-nucleotide messenger RNA. RefSeq lists its product as uncharacterized. The record is from RefSeq and is a predicted model, not a curated record. NCBI's taxonomy places the organism in Eukaryota, Fungi, Ascomycota, Leotiomycetes, Helotiales, Helotiaceae. The coding region runs from base 1 to 222 and encodes 73 amino acids. The transcript has a single exon.